Nyctereutes procyonoides (raccoon dog) is the source of this 2058-nucleotide messenger RNA. It is a transcript of the gene MRM3, whose product is annotated as mitochondrial rRNA methyltransferase 3. Gene Ontology annotation, biological process: RNA processing. The record is from RefSeq and is a predicted model, not a curated record. The coding region runs from base 24 to 1295 and encodes 423 amino acids. NCBI's taxonomy places the organism in Eukaryota, Metazoa, Chordata, Mammalia, Carnivora, Canidae. The transcript is spliced from 4 exons. Gene Ontology annotation, molecular function: RNA methyltransferase activity; RNA binding.
ACGCACGCACGGCGCGAGGGAAGAUGGCGGCGUGGGUAAAGGGCUUGGGGUGGGUCACGCGGCCGCUCUUGUCGGUGGUCCGAACUUGGGACCUUGACGCGCGGCGCUGGGUCCGGGCGCUACGGCGGAGCCCGGUGAGGGUGGUGUUUCCAUCCGGACAGGCGGUGGGGCGGAAGCCUGGUCCUGAGAAGCAGCCCCGGAGGGCAGCGGCUGAGGCCAGUCCCCACGAGCAGCGACAGAAGCCGCCGCUUCAGGUGUCCGCCUCCCAGACGUCCGGCGCCUGGGAAGAGUCAGGGCUUCGCUAUGAUAAGGCUUUGCCCGGGGACAGAAGGCUGAGCAGUGUAAUGACAAUAGUUAAGUCCAGGCCAUUUCGGGAAAAGCAAGGAAAGAUCCUGCUGGAAGGUCGCAGGCUUAUUGCAGAUGCUCUCAAGGCUGGUGCUGUGCCAAAAGUUUUCUUCUUUAGCCGUCUGGAGUACAUAAAGGAGCUUCCCAUUGAUAAGCUGAAAGGUGUCAGUCUCAUUAAGGUGAAAUUUGAAGAUAUCAAGGAUUGGUCCGACCUAGUAACUCCACAAGGAAUAAUGGGGAUUUUUGCCAGACCUGACCAUGUGAAGAUGACAUACCCAGAGACUCAGCUCCGCCAUUUACUACCCUUAUUGUUGAUUUGUGACAAUCUCCGUGACCCCGGGAACCUGGGGACAAUUCUGAGAUCUGCGGCUGGGGCCGGCUGCAGCAAAGUGUUACUCACCAAAGGCUGUGUGGAUCCCUGGGAGCCCAAAGUGCUACGAGCAGCAAUGGGUGCACAUUUCCUGGUGCCCAUCAUCAAUAACCUGGACUGGGAAACAUUGCCCAACUACCUGCCCACUGACACCCGGGUCUACGUGGCUGACAACUGUGGCCUUUAUGCCCAGGCCCAGAUGUCUGAUAAAGCCAGUGACCACGGCUGGGUAUGUGACCGACGACUCUCGAAGUUGCACAAGUAUGAGGAGGAGGAAGAAGGGGAGGAUCUAGAACCUGGAGCCAGUAAAGCCUGGCUCCCUGAACUUGAGGUCCAGAGUUACGACUUGGACUGGACAGAGGCACCAGCAGCUGUGGUGAUAGGUGGGGAGACCCAUGGCGUGAGCCUGGAGUCCUUGCAGUUGGCCGAGAGCACUGGGGGCAAGAGGCUGCUGAUCCCCGUUGUGCCUGGUGUGGACAGCUUGAACUCAGCUAUGGCUGCAAGCAUCCUGCUUUUUGAAGGGAGAAGACAGCUACGUGUAAGGGCGGAACACUUGAGCAGGGACAGGUGUUACCACUGAGAGGGAACAUGGUAGUCAGUCCUUGAUUUGAGGGGGUCCCUAGCUCCUCCUGCAUUGUUAGGAGAUAGGCAGAGUCAGUAACUGAGGCUUCCCAGGCCAUACCCAGGAGGUAAGAGGUGUGCAAGGUGCUAACUGUAUGGUUACUGGAAAAAUAAGAAUUUCCAUGAACUUCUGCUUAUUCUCAAAACUAACAAGGAUGAGAAUUCUGAGAUUUCUCCCUGCUCCCUAGCAAAACUUCCUCUUGAGAGAACCCGGAUAUCAAAGCUGACUUGUGCCCCAAGCUGUGGCAGAGUGGGACUGUUUGAUAUGUUUGAGGGGAGAGGUUUUUUCAGAAACAAUCUCUUUGGUUGGCUGUGCUGUCCAGGCUGAUGGCCUGGAAUCGCUGCUCUGGGCCCCACCGGUCUGGGCCAUCCCCGGGGCCUCACACACAUGUUCUGUGCAAGUGGUCCAUGGGUUCUUCUUGAGACCCUCCGUGCUGUUUCAGCUUUGAGAAGGCAGAAGAGCCCAGAAGGGCUGAGGCCUGGGCCUCUAGUUCGCAGAGCUAUAAUGCCUGUCUCAUGAGCAGGCUGAGGCAGCUCAGGGAACUGUACACUGGGGUCUGUGGACUUUUGUUCUCUCAGCACUUUGGAAAAGUACUAAGCAAACAGAGGUCACUAAAAGGAAGUUCAUGCCUUUCCACCAUGAAACCAGUCUCCUGCAGCUUUCCCCUGCAUUAUUGUUCCUGCUGAUUUUUGUUACAAAAUAAAGAUAAAAGAAUAACAAA